Molecule: messenger RNA, 2672 nt
Organism: Colius striatus (speckled mousebird)
Lineage: Eukaryota; Metazoa; Chordata; Aves; Coliiformes; Coliidae
Gene: PTP4A3
Product: protein tyrosine phosphatase 4A3
Exons: 6
Coding region: 814-1335 (173 amino acids)
Biological process (GO): endothelial cell migration; protein dephosphorylation
Cellular component (GO): nucleus
Molecular function (GO): protein tyrosine/serine/threonine phosphatase activity
Source: RefSeq, a predicted model, not a curated record
GAGGCUGCAUGUGCGGGCGCGGGUUGGCGAGCGGGGCUGGGCGGGCGGCGAGGAGCGGCACGGAGCGAGGCGGCGCGGCCGGAGCCGGCGAGCAGCCUCGCUCACCGCCGGGAUUUAUGGAGGUGCUGAGGAGCAGCUCUGCGCCCCGCAGCCACCGGCAGCCCUCCCCGUAGAGCAGCGCCCGGCCUCCUCGCCUCGCCUCACCAGGCCUCGCCUCGCCCGACACCCCGACCCUCCGACCCAACCAUUCAAGGCUCCCGUGCAUGGAUCUCCUCAGCGAGGGACCGCUGCCCCACGCCGCCCCGUAGGCCCCCGGCCCCCCGUGCCCCCCUCAAGUACUCCACAUACCCCGAUGGGGUAACGUGACGGGGGUCAGCCUCCCGCCACAGACACCCCCCACCACAUGCAGAGGCCUUUCUAGAGCCCCGCGGAGCGCGGCACCGGCGGCCGCUCGCCGUCGCACACGCGCCGAGGACGCCGACACUACAGCAAAGGGAUUUGGCUUCUUUAGGGUUUUUAAUUAUUAUUAUUAUUAUUACCAUUAAUAUUAUUUUUCCCCCCUGUCUGGCUUUUCCCCCCACGAGGGGUUUGAGGUGUGUGGAGGAAGCCGACGCGCUCCCAGGAGCUGGGAUUAUUUGCACAACGUCUGUACAUUGAGUUCUCGAUCCUGUUUUGGUUAUUUUUUUCUUAUUGAAGUGCAGAGGGGUUCUCAUUUCUUUGGGGUUUGGUUUUUUUUGCCCCCUCCACGCCAAGCUUUUUGUGAGUUUUGCCCUCACUACCGUCAGCACCACCUCACUUUUCUCCCAUCCCACCAUGGCCCGGAUGAACCGCCCUGCGCCGGUGGAAGUCUGCUACAAAAACAUGAGGUUCCUCAUCACCCAUAACCCCACCAAUGCCACGCUCAGCACCUUCUUGGAGGACCUGAAAAAAUACGGUGCCACCACGGUUGUGCGAGUGUGUGAAGUGACCUAUGACAAGACCCCCCUGGAGAAGGACGGCAUCACCGUCAUGGACUGGCCCUUUGAUGAUGGAGCUCCUCCUCCCAGCAAGAUCGUGGAAGAUUGGCUCAACUUGCUGAAGACCAAGUUCUGUGAAGACCCCGGGUGCUGCGUGGCCGUGCACUGCGUGGCUGGCUUAGGGCGUGCUCCCGUCCUGGUGGCUCUGGCCCUGAUUGAGAGCGGGAUGAAGUACGAGGACGCCAUCCAGUUCAUCCGACAGAAGCGCCGAGGAGCCAUCAACAGCAAGCAGCUGACCUACCUGGAAAAAUACCGACCAAAGCAGAGACUCCGAUUUAAGGACCCUCAUAACCACAAGAACAAAUGCUGCAUCAUGUAACCUCAAUGACCUCUUGCCAAAAUCCGUGCACACAGACCUUCCCCAACCCUCAGGCACUCGCACGCAUCCCACUCCCUCACCUCCUCGCUCAGCCCCACUGAGCACCCCACACGUCACCCCACUGCUGGGGCUGAGGGGGAACACAGGGCUCCACUGAUGUGUUCCAGCACCCACAGCAUGGUUGUGUGCGACAGACAUCCCAAACACAGGCUGCUCUCUCCAGAUACAGCCCCGAGGAAGGAAGGUGGUGCUGCCCUGUGACUCCUGGCAUUAGCAGAUGAUGAGCUCACCUGACAGUUCUUCGUCGCCUUCCUCCUCCUCCCUUUCCCCUCCUGUUGCACUGAGAGGAUGGGUGAAGGGUUGGGGGGAUGCAGGCAGAGCUGUGCCAGCUGAGAAGGGAUGGGGAGCAGGAGGGCUGGAGCACCCCCAGGAAAACCCUUUCCCACCUUUUCCCUUUAAUUAAGGGCUGCAGCAGCGGGGAUGGAGGCAGGGAGGGCACAGUGGCCUUCAGGGGGGAGAUGGUGAUGGCAGGGAGAAUUGAAGGGGGCUCCUAGCCUGGUGCUGGCCACAUGGCCAUGGGAAGGGCUGAGCAGAGUCCCUUCCCAGCACCAUUCCCUUUCUCCUGGCCACUCUACCACUCCUCCAUCUCCUCAUUGCUGUGAUGCCAGCCAGGGUGCUGCGAAUGGGGCUCGUUGGGGGCUGCAGCAAAGGCACUGGGAAAUGUAGGGACUGUGGCAGGGCUCUCAGCCCCUCAGCUUUGCCAAGGUGCAGGGUCAGCACCGAGUGUCCCCCAAAGUGUGGGGUGCUCUUAUUUAUAGCUUCCAAAUUCAAUGCACAGGGUGGUGGGUUCUCUCCUGUCGUGUCCCCAUCGCUGAACCAUGGCUGCGAUGCCCCAGGGGACACAAUGUGCAUCUCAGGGCACAUCCACGUCCUCCACUGCUGUGUUGGCUGGCCAAGGGGCUGGGCUGUAGCUUUCCUGGUGGGGGGGGGAUUUUGGGUGCUCCUGGCAAGAGCACAUCACCAAAUUUUGCACCUGCCUUUCUCACAUCUGCCUGGCACCCCAAACCCCUCCCCUGGCACGUGCCCUGGUGGGUUGGACUCAGAGCUGCCCCUGAGCUGGGACGUGAACCACCUCUCAGCUCUCUGCCUUUGAAGGCUUGCAGCAGCAGUGGGCACGGAGGGGACAUGGGGCUGGGUUGUUUGGGUUUAUUUUCUUUUGACAAGGAUAAGAAGAAAUUUGCUAAUUAAAGGAAAAAAAAACCAACUUGAAAGCUUGUCUUCCACAUGUGCUCUGGCCUUUCUUUCUCCCAUUGGAACUCCCCAUCUGCUGUCACCAG